Molecule: messenger RNA, 1401 nt
Organism: Cyphellophora europaea CBS 101466
Lineage: Eukaryota; Fungi; Ascomycota; Eurotiomycetes; Chaetothyriales; Cyphellophoraceae
Product: adenylosuccinate synthase
Exons: 1
Coding region: 1-1401 (466 amino acids)
Biological process (GO): 'de novo' AMP biosynthetic process; IMP metabolic process
Cellular component (GO): cytoplasm
Molecular function (GO): GTP binding; adenylosuccinate synthase activity
Source: RefSeq, a predicted model, not a curated record
AUGCCUGUGACUCUCGUUCUGGGCUCCCAAUGGGGCGACGAAGGGAAGGGCAAGCUGGUGGACAUCCUGGCCUCCUCUGCGUCCCUCGUCGCACGCGCUGCGGGCGGUAACAAUGCCGGCCAUACCAUCGUCGUGAAUGGCGUCACCUACGACUUCCAUAUCCUACCCUCUGGCCUAAUCAACCCUUCCUGCAAGGUCAACCUCAUCGGCACCGGCUGCGUCGUCCAUAUCCCGUCCUUCUUCAAGGAGCUCAGCGCGCUGGAAGAGAAGGGCUUGCAGGGCGUGCGCGAGCGCAUCUUGAUCUCGGACCGAGCUCAGAUCUGCUUCGAUCUCCACACCGUUGUCGAUGGCAUCUCAGAAGACCGCUACAAGACUGGCGUCAACCCAAAAGACAUGAUCGGCACCACCCGGAAGGGCAUCGGUCCUUGCUAUUCGGACAAGGUUGCCCGGAAAGGUGUCCCCUUCUGGAUGCUGGUCAACGAUGCCGAAUCUCCUCGCUGGGAAAAGCGGCUACGCGAGCUCUACGAUGGCUACCGGUCUACGUACGGCGAGGCGGCUCUUGCGUCGUACAGCGUUGACGCCGAAAUCGAGAGACUGCGCAGCGUACGGGACGAGUUAAAGCAAUACGUGAUCAAGCAGACUCCCCUGUUGGCUUCUGCAGUCGGUAUUGCCGGCGCGUCUCUGCCUUCAACCAACGGUACCGGCGUGAACCCCACCGACUCCGCAUCGGCUGGCAUGAACAUUCUCAUUGAGGGUGCGAACGCCCUGCUUCUCGACAUCGACCACGGCACGUAUCCCUACGUCACAUCGUCCAACACCGGCCUCGGCGGCGUCUUCACUGGUCUUGCCGGCCUGUCUCCGACAGCCCUUGCCGCUCCAGGCUCCAGCAUCGUCGGCGUGGUCAAGGCGUACACCACUCGCGUCGGCUCUGGUCCAUUCCCCACGGAACUCGAUGCCGCCAUCUCCCCCAAGGACGCCGAGUAUGGCGAGCGCCUGCAGCGCGUCGGACGCGAGUUCGGUGUCACCACGGGCCGCAAGCGCCGCUGUGGCUGGUUCGAUCUGGUGCUCGUCAAGUACUCGGCGCAGAUCAACACAUACACGGUCAUCAACCUGACGAAGCUGGACGUGCUCGAUGACCUGGAGGAGAUCCGCGUCGCCACGGCCUACAAGGUGGAUGGUGUCGAGGUGCAGGAUUUCCCGGCUGAUCUCGAUGAGCUGGAGCGCGCCGAGAUGGUGUACAAGACGUUCCCGGGCUGGCAACAGAAGACGACGGGUGUGAGCAAGUGGGGGGAUCUACCGAAGAAGGCACAGGAGUACGUCGAGUACAUUGAGCAGCAGGUAGGCAUUAGAGUCAAAUGGAUUGGGACGGGGCCGCGCAGAGAGGACAUGAUCGUGCGGUGA